CAGAAGGCGACAUCGCGCGAUGGUAUAAAAUACGCGGGAAACACGUGCAUUUCGUGGUAGAGGCGUUUGUUCAUAAUAUCUUUCGACAGGGACAUUUUUAAACUGAACAACUUAAAAUAAAUUUUGUAAACUUAUUUGUUGAGCAACUUAAAAACAAUUAUUGAAAAGUUAUUUUUUUUUGUUUUAUAGUUGGAAAGAAAAGUUAGCAAAUUAGGAGACAAGUACUGAGAUUUUUCCCAACUUAGGAUUACAGAGAAAAUAAACAAACUGAUGAUUAGCUAGUGAAGAUCGGCAUUGACGGGAAAAAGAAAUUUAUCGACUUAUAUCAUGUUUUUAUCAACUUUCCUGAAGACGCCGGUCAUGAUGAUAAUCUUCUGCGUCAUCACAUCGCUGUUGGCGGCGGGAAGUCAGGAGUCAGCCGUAGCCCCCACGGCAGUUGUUGGAAACUCAACAGAACACACAGCAAAAGCUGGACAAAAUGAAGAGGCUCAUAUUCAACAUACGUUACUCUCCCCCUCCUCGGUGCCUAAACCAGGCUACAAGCCGCUAACACCGGACACCUCACACCACCAAGAACUCACCGAAAAACAGCAAACAACAGCCAAACCAGACCACCAAAAGAGGAUCAUGAGCCGGUCCGUCCGCGGGCAAAAAGAUUUCCUAGGCGGGUACGAUUCUGAUCUGGGGCGGGCAAUAUACGAAUCGCCCGACCGCGGGAAGCAAGGACGACUUCACGGUCUGAGUGACGAAAAUAAGGGCAGUAAACCAGAUGGUCAAAGUAAAAGUAGUUCCCCGGGAAUACCCGUUUCUAAUUCGGGAGCCAGCCAGCAUGAGAACAUUAACCACGCUACAGAUUCGGCCCGAGUGGGCGGACGUAUUUCACUAGAGUUCAAAGAGAACAUCGCUCAAAAAAAUAACAGAGUCGGAAAAGAACUGAAGUCAAAUGGACAACGUACACUACACAAUUUUAACUUCAACUCAAUUUCUCCGUAUCGAAACUUCGCAGCGAAUGGCAUGUAUCAUCCAGCAUCUAGCAGACUUAACCGAAGAGUUAAAAGACAGUACAAUUCACUACAUAAAAGAUCGUUCGAUUCAAUUGACGAGAACGAAAUGACAGGGCUAAGACAGAACUUCCUCAACAAGCGAUUUUUUGACACACGGGGAUAUUUCAGAUUGUCAAGAGAUCACCACCACGAAGGCGACACGCCUUUUGAUUCUAUCGGGGAAAACGUGCUGUCGAAUUUUAAACAGAAUUUUCUAAACAAAAGGGCGUUUGAUAGAAUAGGCAGUAACAGUUUAGCAGGAUUAAAACAAAACUUUCUUAAAAAACGAGCAUUUGAUUCCAUUGGUGAAAAUGGUUUGUCCGGUUUUCAACAAAACUAUUUAGACAAAAGAUCGUUUGAUUCAAUAGGCGAAAAUGGAUUGUCAGGGUUUCAACAAAACUAUCUAGAUAAACGAUCAUUUGAUUCCAUUGGUGAAAACGGUUUGUCCGGAUUUCAACAAAACUAUCUAGACAAAAAAUCAUUUGAUUCUAUAGGCGAAAAUGGAUUGUCAGGGUUUCAGCAAAACUACCUAGACAAAAGAAAGUUUGAUUCUAUAGGUGAAAACAGUUUAUCCGGGUUAAAGCAAAACUAUUUGGACAAAAGAUCCUUUGAUUCUAUAGGCGAAAAUGGAUUGUCCGGGAUUAAGCAAAACUAUCUAGACAAAAGAUCAUUUGAUUCUAUAGGCGAAAAUGGUUUGUCCGGGUUUCAACAAAACUAUCUUGACAAAAAAUCAUUUGAUACUAUAGGCGAAAAUGGAUUAUCCGGGUUUAAGCAAAACUAUCUAGACAAAAAAUCAUUUGAUACUAUAGGCGAAAAUGGAUUGUCCGGGUUUAAGCAAAACUAUCUAGACAAAAGAUCAUUUGAUUCUAUCGGUGAAAAUGGUUUGUCCGGGUUUCAACAAAACUAUCUAGACAAAAGAUCAUUUGAUUCUAUCGGUGAAAAUGGUUUGUCCGGGUUUCAACAAAACUAUCUAGACAAAAGAUCAUUUGAUUCUAUAGGCGAAAAUGGAUUAUCCGGGUUUAAACAAAAUUAUCUCGACAAAAGAUCGUUUGAUUCUAUAGGCGAAAAUGGAUUGUCCGGGUUUAAGCAAAACUAUCUAAACAAAAGAUCGUUUGAUUCUAUAGGCGAAAAUGGAUUGUCCGGGUUUAAGCAAAACUAUCUAAACAAAAGAUCGUUUGAUUCUAUAGGCGAAAAUGGAUUGUCCGGGUUUAAGCAAAACUAUUUGGACAAAAGAUCAUUUGAUUCUAUAGGCGAAAAUAGAUUGUCCGGGCUUAAGCAAAAUUAUCUAGACAAAAGAUCGUUUGAUUCUAUAGGCGAAAUGGGAUUGUCCGGAUUUAGGCAAAACUACCUAGACAAAAAAUAUUUUUACCCUGAUGACGAAAAUGAUUUCAAUGAAAACUACUUGGGGAAAAGAUCUUUUGAUUCCAUUGGUCAUAACACCUUGUCAGGCUUUCGCCAAAAUCACUUGAGCAAACGCCCAUUUGACAGCAUAUCCACCAACGGAAUGUCUGGUUUGAAUCAAAACUUUCUGGACAAGCGAUCCUUCGAUUCAGUUAACUUCAACGCGCUGGGUGGAUUACAUCAAAAUUUCUUGGACAAGCGCCCCUUUGAUUCAGUAGCCCUGAACGAAUUAUCCGGCCUGCGGCAACAGUUUUUGGACAAAAGGGCUUUUGAUUCCAUCGGGCUAAAUGGUUUGUCUGACUUUCACCAAAAUCAUUUAGACAAACGCCCAUUCGAUUCAAUGGCAUUGAAUAGGAUGUCAGGGCUACAUCAAAAUUUCCUCGACAAGAAAGCGUCGAAACAAAGAAACGCACUUAAAUCCACCACCAAAUUCCCAUUUCAUUUUCCGGAUAAACGAAAAAUUGACCCGAUCGAGGACAUUGCGUUUUCUGGUUUCAACCAGAAUCACUUAAACAAACGAAACCUUGGGUACAACUUAAAUAAACGAUACAUUAGCUUUGGAGAUGGUUUUGACGAUGAAUACAACUACAACGCAAUCCAGUCAGAAAAGAGACACAUCGACUCCAUCGCGGAUAACUCUUUAACCGGACUCAGGCAAAACUACCUGGACAGAAAUUUAUACGACAUGGAUGAUAUUGAGAAACGACAGUUCGACCCCAUCGCAGAGGGUCCCAUGCGAGGAAUUCGCCAGAACCACUUGGACAAGAAAAGUGAUGAUUUUCUAGACAGCGACGACAUGGAGGGAUUCGACAAACGUUACGACCCCAUCAGCUCCAAAUCUAGUUUUGGGGGAAUGUACCAAAACUUCCUAGACGACAAGUUUCACCGUCGGGAUGCCAAAUCAUCAUCGGGUAGAUUAAUGCACUACAUAGAUAAAAGAAGCCCGGAAAAUUCGGGCGUUUACAACAACCUCAGCGGCACAGCGCUCGAAAGCAAAAACGAAAGUGGGGGAAAAUCUGGAUUUUCUACGGUAAAAAAAAGAGCUGAUCCUAUAACGGGGCUUCAUUCCGUAUCGGGAAUACAUCAGAACGUUUUUGGUCAAGCCUCAGCCCAGCAAAGACGCGUGGAUAAUUUUCCUUUCUCGGAACGAGAUUUAGCUGACAGGGAUCUGGUGGAGUCUGAAUCAAUAAAGUUGGAUGAGGAUGAUCUGCCCGGGGUGGGUUUGUUGGGAAAGCCGCAUGGCACAUCAGAUAACGCGGGGGAGUUAUUAAAAGCUAAACCAGCCCACCCGGGUGAUCGCAAUGACUACGACGAUGCCACACUUGCCAAAGUUAACCCCACGCUGUAUGACAAUGAAGGGAAAAGCAAACAAGGAACCGAAAAAGACCGAAAGGACAACGACGAGGAUGCAAGCCAAGAAGACAGCCAGUUUGAAAUGGAAAUGGACGAGCUAUCUCAUUUAGCAAAGAGAGCGGCGGUGAAGCACUAACCAUACUGUUAUAAGAAUUAUGUUUUAUUAAAUCAUCGCUUGUUUUGUUAUAUCGAGGUAAUUACGCUAACCUUUACUCAAACUCCUACUGAGUUUAUCUGACAAAACUGCUUAAUAUUCAGUUUACAAUUUCAUUGAAAUGAUUUUAUACAUGUAGACCAAAACAGUCUUUUUAUUAUUACUAGACGAAAUGUCACUGCUUUACUUCCCCUUCUUAUAUUGACUACAUUAGAAUGUAAGAAAAAAAUACACAAAUAAAAUAAAAACACGCAGUUUGUAGCGAUGUCGAUUGAUAACAGUUGUAAAAUUACCAUCCUUAGUUUUAUGAAGCUCAUUUUGUUAAAAUGUUCAAAAUAUUUCAAAUAAACACGAAUGAAUUAUGAGCUAAUGUUUUGUUAUGCUACUUUACUGGAGAUCUUUUCAU
Molecule: messenger RNA, 4357 nt
Organism: Physella acuta
Lineage: Eukaryota; Metazoa; Mollusca; Gastropoda; Physidae
Source: RefSeq, a predicted model, not a curated record